Molecule: messenger RNA, 711 nt
Organism: Phytophthora sojae
Lineage: Eukaryota; Oomycota; Peronosporomycetes; Peronosporales; Peronosporaceae
Exons: 2
Coding region: 1-711 (236 amino acids)
Source: RefSeq, a predicted model, not a curated record
AUGUCGUGUCUCCAGCAUCUCGAUAUCAACGCGCUGCCUCUGAACACGCCGAUGCUCUUAAUGACGGCAGACUCCCUCCUGGACGACGAUUUCAUGCAGGAAAGAGUUCCUUUUGUGGAGCUUCAACCAGCUCAGGGGGGAGUGGUGCAGAUCCGCAGGUCGGGGUCUUCCAGGGCUUUGGGCUCUGCGUGCAACUUCGACCUCGAAGACGGUGCUGAAUUCGAGACGCUCUCAACUCCAAGCGGGAUGUUGGGGAUAUCGAUGGAGGACCGGAGCGAAGUUGUUGAGUGUGAUAAGGCGUAUGAAGGCAAAUGGCAGGAGUGGCUAUUGCUCAAGCCACUGCUUCCUCCCAGUUUACUCGUCAAGAACUUGGCCGCUGCCUCUCUUUCCGAUCCCGACGCGCGCAGACAGUUGAUCUGGUAUCUCUUGGAAGCCGGCAACUCGAGCGAAACAGUUGCCGAACUUCUGAAGCUCCUACUUGCUGACCCCAACGCUGGUUUGAGUGCCGCCGAACGUCAAGAGCUGGUGCUGAAGCUGGCUGAAAUGAAUAUAUCGAUGGGGGAGAUUGGGGCUAUGAUGGCGUUGAUGUACCCUACCAAAGACCCAACCAGCACGACCAAGAGUGAACAAGCAAGGGCGAUAACGGCACAAGAUGGAUGCUCGGGGGACUGUGCCGGGGAGUAUGUCACGGUGGAGCAUGACUACAUGUAG